UCGGGUGCGUGUCAACACAGUUAACCUCCAGUCCUACUCAGAUUUCUGAUUUAAAAUAAUAAAAUGGGUAAAAUAAGGAAACCUAAGCGUACUAGAGCCAGACAAAAUGUUGUCGUCGAGAAUUCCGAUGAAGAAGAGGAAGUGAUGGUGGAUUCGAAAGAAAAUGUAGUUCAAACUAUCCUCGAUCAGUUGCAGGCUGCCAAUGUGGAAGAGAAAUAUUGUGGCAUUCAAACCUUUGCCAUGUUAAUAGAAAGUCCAGAAAACAUUGAACUGGUCCUAAGCAAAGGUCUAAUCAAAGUGGUUGCUCCUCUGUUGCUGGAUCAAGCUAGUUCAGUCAGGAAUGCCGCUGCUGGAGCUAUGCGGAACUUCUCUGUUGCAGGACAUGAGGCCUGCGAGGGACUGCUUGAACAGGAUGCCAUGACAACACUCAUAUGUUACUUCCAUGAGCACACAGAAUCCUUUACACCAGAGGCCAGUUCUGCUUCUAAAGAUGAGGACAUGGACACUAUUAUUCAGUGUAUUAAUCUGCUUUGGAACCUAUGUGAAAGUUCAGAUCUAGCUAUCAAAUACCUUGGACAGUCAAGAAUAUUAGACAUAUUACCCAGAUACCUUGAUUUGACAACUUUUGGUAAUGACAUUGUAACUGCAGUGUUGCAGUGUCUUAUAGUAGUUGUAGAAGACAAUCCCCAAGCUAUGGAGAAAAUAAAGUGUAACUCAGAAAAGCAGUUACAGGAGUUACUGUCAUUGGAGAGCAAUGAGCCUCCAAUACUUUUAAUGAAGACUCUGGCUGCCGGAGUCACAAUAAACACGUGCGGGGGAAAUAUAUCCAGUCUGCCUGGUAGUGUUAUUCACCAGAUAAUGGCGAUUCUAGCUAAUACUCUGUCUGUAGAUCAUAGAGCCACAUGUAACAAGCUUUCUAGUGAAGUGCCGCUGCCUGACGGAGCUGGAAAGAUUACAGCACCCAAAGGAAAAGCAGCUCAAGUGUUGGAGAACCACAUAAAAUCUGUCUCACAAAUGUUGGAUGCUCAGCAAAGUGCUGUGGAAAUUGUGGCCAAUAUUUGUUCUAGUGAAGAUGCAGAUGAUUCUGUAGACGGUGGAGAUUCAUCAGACAAUGAAGAAAUGCCUGACGAUGACCUGAACUGUAAUGGCGACGAAACUAUGUUGCCUGAAGACAAGUUACCGACUGAAAUUUUGGAGGCUCUGGUGUCUAUGGAAAUAUUUGAUAAGGUGUGGGCGAAGACGCAGUUACCUGCGGAAAACGUGCUGAUGAUAUUGAAGGAAUAUGAGGGCUCAGGAGUAGUGUGCAAAAAGCUUCAAAAUCUACAAACACGAUCUCUGCUGUGCGUGAACAACAUGUUAUCAAGUCUACCCAUAGAUAACCUAGGUGGCGUCAACGGCGUCUACAAGCUCUGGGUGGAAGCGGGCAAGAUGGUGUUCAAACAGAAUUCGGACGCUGUUCUCUUGGAGUCGGCCACUGCCGUCAUGAGAGCGUCGCUCGACAAAAUAAAGCUGAGGGAGAAUGGGAACACUGAUAAUGUUCUGUUCAGUGAUUUAGCUGUGUCUGAUUUGGAGAUGAUGCUAACAGGCAUCCGCGAAUGUACCGUCCCCGAAAUACGAUCCAACCUCAUCCGCAUGAUCGGUCUACUAGCUCUUCUGUUAGUGAACACCUUGAACGACGCCUCAGCAAACGUGAUAUGCACCAUCACAGACUUCAUAUUAGACCAGGCACAUAAGGAGAACGAGGUGUGGGUGCUGGCGGAGGCUGUGGAUACUAUCAUCGAUCUGUAUUCGGAAGAUGAAACUGAUGCGCUGGCUGCUAAACUGAAUCUUGUUGAGAAAUUGAACGCGUUAUCGCCAGUACUGAAGAAUAAGGCAAGGCAACAAAAGAAGCUACCAAAGGAAUAUAAAGUUCUCGUCAGCACUGUCACGUCUAAUUUACCGAGAUUUAUUAAGUAUAAGAAAGGAAGAGUAAGUAAGUUAUGAAAUGUUUAUAUAAAUAAGAAUAUGUGUACACAUAGUCCAAUAUAUUUUACAAAAUUAC
This is a messenger RNA of Leguminivora glycinivorella, 2041 nucleotides long. Its product is annotated as HEAT repeat-containing protein 3. The coding region runs from base 64 to 1983 and encodes 639 amino acids. The record is from RefSeq and is a predicted model, not a curated record. The transcript has 8 exons. NCBI's taxonomy places the organism in Eukaryota, Metazoa, Arthropoda, Insecta, Lepidoptera, Tortricidae. Gene Ontology annotation, biological process: ribosomal large subunit biogenesis; protein import into nucleus.